Molecule: messenger RNA, 339 nt
Organism: Eimeria mitis
Lineage: Eukaryota; Apicomplexa; Conoidasida; Eucoccidiorida; Eimeriidae
Product: 26S proteasome non-ATPase regulatory subunit, putative
Exons: 4
Coding region: 1-339 (112 amino acids)
Cellular component (GO): proteasome regulatory particle, lid subcomplex; cytoplasm; nuclear proteasome complex
Source: RefSeq, a predicted model, not a curated record
AUGAAAGAGAAAGCAGGAAAAAUAGAGGAAGCAGCUCUCAUGCUGCAGGACGUGCAGGUGGAGACGUUCGGCGCAAUGGAGCGUGAGGAGAAGACAAAGUAUAUUCUGAAGCAGAUGGUAUUGUUGCUGCGUCGUUCAGAUUAUAUUCGUUGUCAGAUAGUAAGCAAGAAGCUCAGCACAAAGCUGCUGGAGGCAGCAGACUUGCAGCCCCUGAAAUGUUUGGAGUUCUUUGCAAUAUUUAUGGUCCUCGCUCCGUACGACGCAGAAGCAAAAGAUCUAAUUGCAAAAACUCUUAAAGAGGAGAUAAAGAAGGUUCAGCAGCUGCCCACCUUCGAGUGA